Molecule: messenger RNA, 1107 nt
Organism: Sesamum indicum (sesame)
Lineage: Eukaryota; Viridiplantae; Streptophyta; Magnoliopsida; Lamiales; Pedaliaceae
Gene: MEE14
Product: maternal effect embryo arrest 14
Biological process (GO): pollen tube guidance
Cellular component (GO): nucleus; cytosol
Molecular function (GO): mediator complex binding
Source: RefSeq, a predicted model, not a curated record
ACAAAUCCGUACCCAUCUCAACUGCACCCAAAAACCUUCGAUCUACGGCCAAGAUUGGUCUGUCAUCCUUCUCGUCGGAAGCGUGCGUGGUGGAGUUCCCCCACCGUCUGAAACAAAAUAAAUAUCUCUCAUCCUUAUCCAUUAUCAUGUAAUGUAAAGUGAUUUCUUUCCAAGAAACUAAUAAUCAUUGCUGUCUCUUUUAAAUACGCACUUUUACACACACACACACACACACACGUUAUCGGAUAGAUUUGAAACUUGUGGGAAGCCAGAGAAGAAAGAUGGUUCAGACGGUGCCCAUCAACUCUUCUUUAAGCGCUUUUCUUGUGGAUUCGAAUGUUUUAUCUCAGUCUUCGAAAUCAGCUGCAUCGGCAAGUGUUUCUUCAGUUUCGAGAAUUUCUUGUUCUGCUUCGAGGAACAAUGUUUAUAUACCAAAGCUGGAGCCUUUUAGCAGAAACAAGAUUGAUAGAGCUGUCAAAGAACCCCCUUUGAUUCAGAAAUCCGAAGCUCAAAUUGCGGAUUAUUGUUCGACGCUUGAAGGUGACGAUUCCUAUAACUGCUGGACGGCCUAUUUUGAACUCAAAGAGCUUGAAAAAGAGACCCCCAAAGAGGAGCUGGAGAAGCUGAUAAUUGAAGCAGGUGGAGUAAAAUCACUUAUCAGUUUCGUACAUGGAGUUGCAUCCAUUCACAAAGCAAAACAGGACUGCAGUAAUUUGCGUAAACAAACCAACCUUGAGACUUCAGGAGGAAGAGCCUGUCCUGUACCUGAUGGACUGCCAAAAACAUCAGAAGAGCUUGAGGAAGAAGAGAAGGCUAGGAUGCCAGAUUCACCAUUCACCAGAUUACUUAGAGCCAGAGGAAAACAUCCUGCUUGGUACACCCCUGCACCUGAGCACGAGACGGAUUGAUGUCGUUGCAUCGAUUAUGCAUAUAUGAAGGGUAUAUAGUAGUUGCAUUAUGAUUUGAUUAUGGGGCCUUAUCUCAAGUCAUGGUAGAUUGUGUAUAUAAUGAGAUCCUCUGAUAAGACUUUUUCUAGUAGGAGGGAAAGUGUUGUAUAAUAUUGUGAAUAAAAGUUCUUCGAUGAAAGUAUGGUUUGACAUCAAAAUA